UCUCGGGCCCCUUGGCUCCACCCCAGCCCGCCAUGGCGUCAGGCGCCGCAAAACCGGGGAGGUGGUUCCCACUUUAAGAAGUGAAGUUUUUCGCCCCCUCCCCCUCCCUGCCCACCUCCUGCAGCCUCCCGCGCCCCGCGGAGCUGGCGGAUGGAGCUGCGCUGCGGCGGCGUAGGGAGCCAGGCUGUGGGGCGCAGGAUGGAUGGGGACAGCCGCGAUGGCGGCGGCGGCGGCUGCAAGGACGCCGGGUCGGAGGACUAUGAGAACCUGCCGACCAGCGCCUCCUUAUCCACGCACAUGACAGCCGGAGCGAUGGCCGGGAUCCUGGAGCACUCGGUCAUGUACCCGGUCGACUCGGUGAAGACACGAAUGCAGAGUUUGAAUCCGGAUCCCAAAGCGCAGUACACAAGCGUCUAUGGAGCCCUCAAGAAAAUCAUUCGGACUGAAGGCUUCUGGAGGCCCCUGCGAGGCCUCAACGUGAUGAUGAUGGGCGCAGGGCCGGCCCACGCCAUGUACUUUGCCUGCUAUGAAAACAUGAAAAGGACUUUAAAUGCCGUUCUCCACCACCAAGGAAACAGCCACCUAGCCAACGGGAUAGCUGGGAGUAUGGCCACCCUGCUCCACGAUGCGGUAAUGAAUCCAGCAGAAGUUGUGAAGCAGCGCAUGCAGAUGUACGACUCGCCACACCGGUCGGCCCUCAGCUGCAUCUGGACGGUUUGGAGGACCGAGGGCUUGGGGGCCUUCUAUCGGAGCUACACCACGCAGCUGACCAUGAACAUUCCCUUCCAGUCCAUCCACUUCAUCACCUACGAGUUCCUGCAGGAGCAGGUCAACCCUCACCGAAGCUACAACCCGCAGUCCCACAUCAUCUCGGGUGGGCUGGCCGGGGCCCUCGCUGCCGCUGCCACCACCCCCCUGGACGUCUGUAAGACGCUCCUCAACACUCAGGAGAACAUGGCCCUCAACCUGGCCAACAUCAGCGGCCGGUUGUCGGGCAUGGUCAACGCCUUCAGGAUGGUGUAUCAGCUCAAUGGCCUCCCCGGCUACUUCAAAGGCAUCCAGGCACGUGUCAUCUACCAGAUGCCUUCCACUGCCAUUUCCUGGUCUGUCUAUGAGUUUUUCAAGUACUUUCUCACCAAGCACCAGCUGGAGAAUCGAACUCCAUACUAAAGGAACAGGCUGUGGGCAGUGAUUCCAGAAUCUUUUAUUUUAAAAAGGCUUUCCCUGCCUGCUUCCCUUCUCUUGUCCUCAUACUUGGUUGAGGUUAUCUUGGCAGGAGGUUUGCAGGAGGGGGGGGGAGCCCUCUGCUCCCUGACGCCUCAGGGGACAAUGGGACAGCCGCUUACCGGAAGGCCGUCCGCAGGGACAUCCGAGGUGGUAGAUGGGGAAAGACUUUGGAAGGGGAGCGAGGAAUGGCUUUUGCUCUCCGUCCCCUCGACAGGAAUGUAGCUUUUCUGCCUCACUGUAGCAGUCUCCUGCCCUAGAAUCAGCUCCCACGGGAGGGGAGGAAAUGUGCAGUGACUGGAAACAUUAAAAACAGAGAAUUCUGUACAUAAAAGUUCUAGUACACAGUCGAAAAUAGAUGGAUAAUGUUUAUCCUUUAUUUUUCUAUGUAGAAGUUUUUGGCGGGGUGUGUGUAUGUGUGUGCCAGCGUGUGUGUGCAGAUCAGUGGUACAGCUGGGAGUAUCGGCUGUUCUUUAAAAAAAGAGAGGGCUGGAUUCUUCCAUUGGGUUAAGUAAUAAAAAGGCGCCAAAGUGAUAAAUUGCUGAACGUGGCCUAAAAUUGUGUGGAGCCCCCAGAUGGCAGUUUCACUUGAAUGUAAAAUAAUAAAGUUUCUAUUUUGAAGUUCUCUUUUCGUGGGGGUAAAAAGUACGUUGAAAACAAAAUCCAAAUGAUGAUGUAUUACUUCCAGUUACUUCUUUUCUCCUUUUAUUCAAUCAGUCACCUUCAUGUGCCUUUUCCCUCUGUCUUUCCUGAAAAUUCCAGGACCGAAGACCUGGCCCUGGAGUGUCUUCUCUUGCUGUCAGCACACACGUGUGCACACAUCAUGUGGCAGGAUGGGUUGCGUUGGAGGCCAGUGGCCCCCAGUAGGAUCGGGAUACCUACUGACACCAUUCCCUUCUUCGUUGUGAAUGAUGCGAAUGUGAGCCACUCUGGGCCAGCACUUAGCAGCUCUUGACAUGCCAAUCUUUUGUUACUUGUUGGGCAGGCAAUUGGGAUAAGUCCUACCUUUAUCCUAGGACUUAUUUCUGCUUUAGCCUUUAACUCCGGCACUCCAGAUAGUCUCGUUUGUGCGUGCGCGCGUGUAUGGACUAAAUCAGUUUCCCUGUGUGGUUUCAGGGAUUUUUGAAAAACGUAGCAAGUAUGUUGAUGGCUUUUGUCCAUCCCUCUGUUCACCAUGAGCUCACCUGUCCUGUCACAGAGACUCUCGCCUCGCAGGGACUGAGGUCAGAUCCUCCGGCCAAGUUCAGCUGCGGAAGCGAGGCCCAGACCCUCGUGCACAAGUCAAGCCGCCUCUCCAGAGCUGGCUGCAGCCUCACUUAUCUGCAUCAGCUGAGGACUCGAGGCCUAACUGCCUUGUUUUCUGAAAUGGUACAUCCGAGCCAGAUGCUAAGAAAAAUGCAAGCUUGUUUCCUCUGGCCACGCCCUUUGAUUGGCUGCCAGGCAUCUCCAAGGGAAGACCAAGUGGCUUCACGGUUUCCUUCUGGAGCCCUUUAAAAAUGAGUAGGAAGCACACAUAUGUUCAAUCUGGUGGGCCUAGCCCUGACCUUCAGCCUUUGCCCUUUGCCCCUCACCUUCCACAGGGUCAGUGCAGUGCACCUCACUGAGGCCCCCACCCAGGCUCCUUUGGGGGCUGUUACUCCUGCAAAGAACUCAAGGUGGCACUGGGACAGUUUUCAUCUUGCACCCUGCAUACUGCCUCCAGGAGUAGUUUUGAGAUCAGAGACAAGACGGUGCCAUAUCAGGCAGCUCCCACUCGUGACCCCUGAACAGGACCUUGGCUCCUGGGCUGGGAGGUCUCGGCUGCUGACCUGUCCUACUUUGGAGCUGACCACUCCCACUCCCUCACCUUCCUCCACCCAACCAGUCAGAAACCAGUUGCAGGAUGCCUCUGUCCCACCUGGGGGUGCCAAAAGCCCAUGGAAACCAUGGUGCUCUGGGAAGUAUUUGCAUCUUCUACUAAAACAUGCUGUGCGUUACUGUGAAAUUCUGCAAAAGGAAGACCAUUAUAAUUCUAAAAUAAUUAUCCAACCGCUGUUUUUCAUCCCCUUAAUAUAUGCCACACUGCUGCAAAAUAUUCUUUCCUAUGGGGUUUUGUUUUCGAUGGUAUUGAGAAAAGAAACUGUUCACUUCUCUAGGAAAACUCCUUUGGGUGAGGGAUGCAAGAAGGAGAGGCAGGGAGUGGAUUUGAAAGCUCUGUGGACUGAGCUGGAAGGUCUGGGAAAUGGGGUGAGGCCACUCAUCCUGCCUUCCCCCCCUGGACCGUCCUGAGCCUGGAUGAGCCAUAUAUCUGAAAGAGUUUUGAAAGUUGUAAAGCACUGAACAAAUGUAAGUUGUCUUAAUUUUAUGGGAAUUAAUUUUCCCCCUUUGAGCUCCAAAGUUUGUGUUCUUGCGCUGUGCAGACUGCAGUCCAGUUAUCAAUAGUGACUUUGACAUUGAGAAGUAACUAAAUGGGAAAGUGUCCUCACCCCACCCCGGUGAUGAUCACCUUAACGUAAUCAUGGCAUGUGCUUGUUCCUUCGUGUCUUUGGGGUGACAUCCGCAGCCGGGCAGUGCCCCUUGAGUGCGUGCUCAGUUACUGCGUGGGCACACAGGCAUGAACCCCUAUGCCCAGACCGUGGUGUGAGAUUCAGUCCCUUGUAGAACAGGGUUUUAUUAACUUUGUAUUGAAUCUAGCUAUUUACUGGCCUCCAUCCUGUGUGUUUUCUGUUUGUUUGUAAUGAUGUCUUAUUCCAAGCACUGUCCUCCAAAGGUCCCCACCCCCCAAAGCUUCGUCUCUAGCACAUUGUUAUGCCAAUAAGGUUUUAUUUAACUUUAUUUAAGGAUGAUUGUGUCUGUUCAAUGCGGAUGUACUGCUGCUUCCUACCUGUAAGAUGCACAGUGUAGAAGGGUGAGCAAGUAUUGUUUCUUAAAUGCCUGUAGUAAAUAGCACAGUUUCUGCCUCCAAUUGUUGGCAGCUCUCUGGAACAGGGACAAAUGUGUGUUUAUGUGUGGGGGUAUUUCAGAUUUGCUGCUACCAUUGUGACACUGGAGCUAGAGAAAAUAAAGCCUUGAUCUUUGAA
Messenger RNA from Nyctereutes procyonoides (raccoon dog), 4283 nucleotides. It is a transcript of the gene SLC25A37, whose product is annotated as solute carrier family 25 member 37. Bases 151 to 1170 code for a protein of 339 amino acids. The record is from RefSeq and is a predicted model, not a curated record. The transcript has 4 exons. Gene Ontology annotation, cellular component: mitochondrial membrane. Gene Ontology annotation, biological process: iron import into the mitochondrion. Gene Ontology annotation, molecular function: ferrous iron transmembrane transporter activity. NCBI's taxonomy places the organism in Eukaryota, Metazoa, Chordata, Mammalia, Carnivora, Canidae.